Drosophila hydei is the source of this 2080-nucleotide messenger RNA. RefSeq names its product neural cell adhesion molecule 2. Lineage: Eukaryota; Metazoa; Arthropoda; Insecta; Diptera; Drosophilidae. Bases 701 to 2077 code for a protein of 458 amino acids. Gene Ontology annotation, molecular function: protein binding. The transcript is spliced from 7 exons. The record is from RefSeq and is a predicted model, not a curated record. Gene Ontology annotation, cellular component: neuron projection.
GACAGGAACGAAAUCAAGUGUAAGCUAAUUACAACUAAAGUUGAAGCUGAAUCCGCGUCGCAUCGCAUCGUGUCGCUUCGGCACUGGUAGCCGAGCAGCAGGUCCUGUCGGCUAAGCAUUUAAGGUUUCAGUCCGUUUUUGGCCCUCGGUUCAAAUGGAUCACGAAUCGCAAAGAACAAUUUGGACAAUUAAUACCGAAGCUAGCGCGAGUCUUUUACGUAUUUUGAGUGGCCAAUGCCAAUGUGAUAAAAGGUGGAAUCACUAACUACAAAUACAAAUACAAAAAGUGGAGUAGUUGGCAAGGACAUGUUGCCGGAAACCAAGUCUUUGACGUGCCAAAGGUGCUGUGUUGAGAUAAGAAUAAGCGAGUCCUUCGCUGUUCAUGGCGUUGAUGAAGAUGAUGUCAUCCGUGCGUGAUUCGCCUCGAAGUGAAACCGAAAGUGAAAGUGAAUGUGUUGCUAGCCUAACUAUUUCGGCUUUUGGCAACCAAUGAGUAAUUUGUUUUUGGCCUAGCCACGCCUCUUUGGGACGCUGUUAUGUGUCAUUAUCCUGGUGAACCUAAGUGAAUAACGCAAUUAUCGCAAAUCGAAAGAUAUCGGCAAUCAUUUAAGGGAUUACGUCGCCUUGCAAAAAUACUCAUAAAUCGCAACUACUCACGCAAAAAGGAUCAAAGGACACAAUAUUAAAUCUCAUACGUAACAUGGAUAUAUUCAUAUUGUUUUGCUGUCUGCUUCAGCUGGCAAGAAUUGCAGCUGCAGUCUUUGGAGUCGUGGAGCUGGAGAAUUCCUCAACAGCCAGCAUCGAUAUAUUGCCUCGUGAUCUAACGUCGCCGCUAACCCUGACGCCGUCGACGCCGUCGAUAACGCAUUUUGUUAAUGACUCCUUCAUCAUAUUUUGCAAAACACAGCAUACGAGUAUUGACACCAAGUGGCGUGAUCCCAGGGGCCAGACCCGUGAAAAUACCAAAGGCCGCGUGCACAUUGAAAGGAAGACGGGUCAACUCGCCCUUGUCUUUGAACACAUUUUACUUGACGACAAGGGCAACUGGACCUGCGAAACGGAAUCGACUGCGGCACGAGAACCACGAAAAUCCUUUGAGCUUCUUGUCAAUCAAAAAAUUUCUUUUGACAAGACGGAGCAAGUGCAAUCGGUGCGCGAGGGACGCGACGCUUUGGUGAAUUGCUUCGUGCACGGUCAACCUGUACCAGAAGUCUCCUGGCUGCACAAUGGCGAAUACAUUAAUACUGGCAACUCCUCCAAACACAAACGGCUCUCCGAUGGACUUUUCAUCAAGAAUGUUAGCCAAUCGGAUGCAGGAGAAUAUACAUGUCGAGCCAUGAGAAUAACACCUACUUUUUCGGAUUCGGAUCAAAUAACGAUACUGCUGCGGAUACAGCACAAGCCUCAGUGGUUCUACAAUGAAACGUUGCCGAUGCAAUAUGCCUAUGUGGGUGGCUCCGUUAAUCUAAGCUGCGAUGCGAUGGGUGAACCACCGCCAUCAUUUACGUGGCUGCACAAUGGCAAAGGAAUUGUGGGUUUCAAUCAUCGCAUCUUCAUGGCCGACUAUGGAGCAACGCUGCAGCUGAAUAUACGCAACAUCAGCCAAUUCGGGGACUACAAGUGCAAGGUGGCUAAUCCUCUCGGCAUGCUCGAGCGGGUCAUUAAGUUGCGCCUUGGCGCCAAACCCAUUGGACCCACACGCUUCCAACUCAAGCGGCUCUAUCCGGAUGGCUUCGAGUUGGAUUUACGUACGCCACGUAUGGCCAAUGUCUCAGACGAGAUGCAAAUCUAUGGAUAUCGUGUUGCCUACAUAAGUGAAAGUGAUUUCAAAUACAGCGCCGGCAAUUGGAGUCAUGCCAAGCAGAGGGAUUUCUCCUUUCAUCGUGGCCAUCGUUUCAUCAUACCCCAUCUGGAGGCUAAUACGACAUAUUUAUUGCGCGCUGCCUCACGGAAUCUGGCCGGACUCAGCGAUUGGAGCAAUGUGAAGAUUUUUGCUACAGCAGCUGCAGCUUCGCUCUGGAAUCCCUAUAGAUGGUGCUACUGCGUUUUGUUAGGACUGGCUUUGUUUUGGCGCUAGAUA